This is a messenger RNA of Lodderomyces jiufengensis, 3501 nucleotides long. RefSeq names its product mismatch repair ATPase (gene MSH6). Bases 1 to 3501 code for a protein of 1166 amino acids. Gene Ontology annotation, molecular function: mismatched DNA binding; ATP-dependent DNA damage sensor activity; ATP binding. Gene Ontology annotation, cellular component: nucleus; MutSalpha complex. NCBI's taxonomy places the organism in Eukaryota, Fungi, Ascomycota, Pichiomycetes, Serinales, Debaryomycetaceae. The record is from RefSeq and is a predicted model, not a curated record. Gene Ontology annotation, biological process: mismatch repair. The transcript has a single exon.
AUGGGGAAGAUCAAAACACCUGCCAAAACCACCACAAUUCAAACAGGUUCUUCUGGAACAAAGAAGCAAUCCUCUUUAAUGUCAUUUUUCAGACCAAUAUCAUCAAUUGAAAAACCAAAAGAGAAUAAAAUACCUAUAAUAUCUUCACCUUUAAGUUCCAAAACAUCAAUAAAACAAGAAGAAGCAUCAAGUGAUAAAGAAAAUGAUAAUACAAUGUUACAAGAAAAUGAAGAUCAUUUUACAUCGAGUAUGACUUCACCACCUGAAUUUAUUCAACCAAAACAAACACCAUUGAAAGAAAGAACACACACCUUGAAUUCGUCACCAGUACUUACAAAUAAAAGAGGCGCAAGAAAAAUAAAUUAUAAUGAGUCAGAAAGUGAAUCAGAAGUAGAAAUAACCACCAGAAAGAAAAGAAAGAUUCUACCUGUUGAUAGUGAUGGAGAUGAUGAUAUUGAUGGUGAUUUCAAACCAGUACUGGAAGAUGAAGAUUUGGAUGAUUUUGUCGUAGAAGAUGAUCUUGAAGAAGAAGAUAAACAAGAUUCUGAAGAAGAAAAAGAAAUUUCAAAACCAAGAAAGAAAAUUACUAUUAAUAAACCACCAUCUACCAAGACUUGUUCAUCAAAUUUAACUGAAAAAUUUCAUGCAGCAUCAUCUUAUGAUAAUUCAAAUUAUAAGCCGCAACAGUACCUGUCUAAACCAGUAUCACAAAAGAAAAACUUUGAAAAGCAAAAUGAAGAAAGAUAUCAAUGGUUAAUCAAUAUUAAAGAUGCUGAAAAACGUGAUAUAGACCACCCUGAUUAUGAUCCAAGAACUUUAUAUAUCCCACAAUCUGCAUGGUCAAAAUUUACCAACUUUGAAAAACAAUACUGGGAAAUUAAAUCUAAAUAUUGGAACACAGUGGUGUUUUUCCAAAAGGGAAAAUUUUAUGAAUUAUAUGAAAAUGAUGCAGCUAUUGCAAAUACACAAUUCGAUUUAAAAAUUGCAGGUGGUGGGAGAGCAAAUAUGAAAUUAGCAGGUAUUCCCCACAUGUCAUUUGAUUAUUGGUCAAAUGAAUUUAUAAAACAAGGGUACAAAGUUGCAAAAGUUGAUCAAAUUGAAAGUCAACUAAGUAAAGAUAUUAGAGGUGGUGGGUCAAAAGAAGAAAAAAUUAUCAAAAGGGAAUUAACAAAUGUUUUAACUGGUGGUACUUUAACUAAUUUGGAAAUGAUAACUGAUGAUAUGGCAACUUACUGUCUAAGUAUAAAAGAACAAACACAAGAAGAUGGUUCUAAAAUUUUUGGAGUGGCUUUUGUUGAUACUGCAACUUCUGAAUUGAGUUUAGUUGAAUUAGAAGAUGAUGCUGAAUGUACAAAAUUAGAAACUUUAAUUACUCAGGUUAGACCUAAAGAAGUCAUUUGUGAAAAGGGUAAUCUUUGUAAAAUUGCCACCAAGAUCCUCAAAUAUUGCGCUCAUUCGAAUAAUCAAAUAUGGAACAACUUAAAUCCAAUAACCGAAUUUUGGGAUUAUGACAUAACUUUAGAGCAUUUAGUUAAAUCAAGAUAUUACGCAGCGGAGGAUUUGGAUGAUUUUUCAAAUUACCCUAAGGUACUUCUUGAAUUUAAAAAUAAAUACGUUGCUUUUAAUGCAUUGGGCGGUUUAUUAUCAUACUUGAAAAUCCUAAAAUUAGAUGAAAGUAUAAUGAGCCUUGGUAAUAUUCAUCAUUAUCAAAUAUCAAAAAAUCAAUCAUCACACUUGAUAUUGGAUGGUAUUACUUUAAGUAACUUGGAAAUUUUAAAUAAUAAUUAUGAUGGAAGUGAUCAAGGUACUUUAUUAAAGUUAAUAAAUCGUGCUUCAACAGCUUUUGGUAAAAGAUUAUUGAAACAAUGGGUAUUACACCCCUUGGUAAAAAUUUCAGAUAUAAAUGAUAGAUAUGAUUCAGUUGAAUUCUUGUUGGGUGAUGGUUUAGAAAUAAGAGCUGUAUUACAAGAAUGCCUUGCCAAUUUACCAGAUCUAGAAAGAUUAAUUGCAAGAAUCCAUGGUAGAACCCUUAGGUUUAAAGAUUUCCUCAAAGUUAUUGAAAGUUUUGAAAACAUUGCCAAAUUUUCUAAUACUUUAUUAGAAUUUGCAAAUGUUGAAUGUGGUAUAUUAUACAAGUUCUUAAAAAACUUCCCUGAGGAAAUGGCAGGCUAUAUUUCAGAAUGGGAAGAUGCUUUCAAUAGGCAAGAAGCUAAAAAUGAUAUAAUUAUACCAGCUGAAGGUGUUGAUGAAGAAUUUGAUAAUUCUCAAACUAUAAUGAGUGAUAUAGAAGCUCAAUUGAAUCAAAAAUUGAAAGAUUACAAAAAGCAGUAUAGAUCACAGGAAAUUAUUUAUCGUGAUAUAGGUAAAGAAAUUUAUCUUAUCGAAUUACCAUUAAAACUAGUCAAAAAUGUUCCGCAAAGUUGGGAUACAAUGGGUGCAACAAAAACAACUAAAAGAUUUUGGUCACCAGAAGUUAAAGAGUUAGCAAGAAAAUUAUUGGAACAAAGAGAAAUUCAUAAACUGGUAUGUGAUACACUCAAAUUAAGAAUGUAUGAAAGAUUUGAUCAACACUACCAAACAUGGAUGAAAGUGAUAACUACAAUUGCUAACAUUGAUUGUAUAUUAGCUUUGACUCUGGUUUCAGAAUCAAUUGGAUACCCAUCAUGUCGUCCAACUUUUGUUGAAAGUGAUCAAGGAUUGGUGGAUUUCCAAGAAUUAAGACAUCCUUGUUUUGUUGGAACUAAAGAGUUUAUACCGAAUGAUAUAAAGUUAGGUGGUGAUGAACCAAAUUUUGGAUUAUUAACUGGUGCAAAUGCUGCUGGUAAAUCUACUAUAAUGAGAACAACUGCACUAGCUAUAUUAAUGAGUCAAAUUGGUUGUUAUGUACCUUCACGAUUAGCAAAAUUAACUCCAGUUGAUAGAAUAAUGACAAGAUUGGGUGCAAAUGAUAAUAUAAUGCAAGGCAAAUCUACUUUUUUUGUUGAAUUAUCAGAAACUAAAAAAAUCUUGGAUUAUGCUACCCAGAAAUCCUUUGUUAUAAUUGAUGAACUAGGAAGAGGUGGUUCAACUACUGAUGGUUUUGCUAUUGCAGAAGCUGUUUUACAUCAUUUAGCUACUCAUAUAAGACCAAUUGGAUUUUUUGCAACACAUUAUAAUACCUUGGGAUUGUCUUUCAAAACACAUCCACAAGUUAAACCAUUGAGAAUGGGGAUUAUACUUGAUCAAGAUUCAAGAAAAAUUACGUUCCUUUAUAAAUUAGAAUCAGGCGUAGCACCUGGAUCAUUUGGAAUGAAUGUUGCAUUAAUGUGUGGAAUACCUAAAGAAAUUGUUGAUAAUGCAGAAAUUGAAGCAAAGGAAUAUGAAAAAAUUUCAAGUUUAAAAAAAACUAAAGUAGAAAAUAUGAGUUUAGGUUUACAAAGUGAUGCAAUUUGGUAUGCUAAGGGUUUACUAGAAGAUCCAAAAGCAUUAGAAAUAUUUUGUAAAAUGAUAGAUCAACUUUAA